CCGACGACGCAUGCGCGGGCGGCGCGGUCUUAAGGGCGGCGGCGGCGGGGAGUAACCCAGUCGGCCUGUCAGCCGGCUUGGAGGCGCUUCCUGGCGCUUGCGCGGCUGAGGCCAUGGCGGCGGAGGAGGAGGAGGUGGACUCGAUAGACACCGAGGAGAGGUCAGGAUGGCUAACUGGCUGGCUCCCCACGUGGUGCCCUACAUCUAUGUCACACCUUAAAGAAGCUGAAGAGAAAAUUUUAAAAUGUGUCCCUUGCACAUACAAAAAAGAACCUGUUUGUAUAUCUAAUGGAAAUAAAAUAUGGACACUGAAGUUCUCUCCUAAUAUCUCCACUAAGACUCCGCUUGUCCUCCUGCAUGGUUUUGGAGGAGGUCUUGGACUCUGGGCACUGAAUUUUGGAGAUCUUUGCACUGAUAGGCCUGUCUAUGCUUUUGACCUGUUGGGCUUUGGACGCAGUAGUAGACCCAGGUUUGACAGUGAUGCAGAAGAAGUGGAGAAUCAGUUUGUGGAAUCCAUUGAAGAAUGGAGAUGUGCCCUAGGAUUGGACAAAGUAAUCUUGCUCGGGCACAACCUGGGUGGCUUCCUGGCUGCUGCUUACUCACUGAAGUACCCAUUAAGAGUCAGCCAUCUCAUUUUAGUGGAGCCUUGGGGUUUUCCUGAACGACCAGAUCUUGCUGAUCAAGACAGGCCAAUUCCAGUUUGGAUCAGAGCUUUGGGAGCAGCUUUGACUCCCUUUAACCCUUUAGCUGGCCUCAGGAUUGCCGGACCCUUUGGUUUAAGUCUAGUGCAGCGUUUAAGGCCUGAUUUCAAACGGAAGUAUUCGUCAAUGUUCGAAGACGAUACUGUGACGGAGUACAUCUACCACUGUAACGUGCAGACUCCAAGUGGUGAGACAGCUUUCAAGAAUAUGACUAUUCCUUAUGGAUGGGCAAAGAGGCCAAUGCUCCAGCGAAUUGGUAAAAUGCAUCCUGACAUUCCAAUUUCAGUGAUCUUCGGUGCCCGAUCCUGCAUAGAUGGCAAUUCUGGCACCAGCAUCCAGUCAUUACGACCACAUUCGUAUGUGAAGACGAUAGCUAUUCUUGGAGCAGGGCAUUAUGUAUACGCAGAUCAACCGGAAGAGUUCAAUCAGAAAGUAAAGGAAAUCUGUGAUACCGUGGACUGAAUACUCUGAAGCUGUUUGGGGAAACCUGGUGACUGAUACAGUUCUUCAAUAAUAAUUUAUAAUCGACUAUGAAGAGCAAGGAAUACAACACAAGAAGCAGGCAGUCUUCUUGACUGUACUUUGCACAUGUUUUCCUUAUGAAGUUGCUUGCACAUUUAAACCAGUUAGUGCCUUCUAAAAGAAUGACUUUCCUUUCUCCUACACAAAAUUGAAAUACGUAAGAGUCGCCACAUUUAAUAGCUUUAAAUAAAAGGUUAUUUGUCCCUCUGA
This is a messenger RNA of Otolemur garnettii (small-eared galago), 1433 nucleotides long. It is a transcript of the gene ABHD5, whose product is annotated as abhydrolase domain containing 5. Gene Ontology annotation, biological process: negative regulation of triglyceride storage; positive regulation of triglyceride catabolic process. The record is from RefSeq and is a predicted model, not a curated record. Bases 114 to 1163 code for a protein of 349 amino acids. Gene Ontology annotation, cellular component: lipid droplet. Lineage: Eukaryota; Metazoa; Chordata; Mammalia; Primates; Galagidae. The transcript has 7 exons.